AUGAAUCUCUUCAGGCUUUUAGGCGACUUGUCCCACUUGGCAUCCAUCUUCAUUCUUCUCCAUAAGAUGAAGUCAACUAGUGUGUGCCCCGAUCCCGAUCUCAACCUUGUUUUCGAAUUCCCCGACUACAAUACUGACCUCGAACUUCUCCCCUCGUCGCUAGAUCUGUCAUGGACUUUGUUCGACUCGCUUUAUCUCACAACAUUCAAGCUCCUCUUCAUCGGCUCCUCAGGAUACAUCAUCUACCUCAUGCUGAACGAUUACAAGCCCACCCACGACCCGAACCUUGAUACCUUCAAAGUCCAAUACCUUCUAGGAAUCAGUGCCCUCUUGGCGGUGCUUUUCCCUCGCAAAUACCAAUUCUUCGAGAUUCUCUGGACUUUCUCGAUUUGGCUGGAAUCCGUUGCAAUCCUGCCGCAGCUGUUCAUGCUACAACGUACAGGAGAAGCUGAAACAAUUACCACUCACUACUUGUUCGCCCUCGGAAUUUACAGGGCUCUCUACAUCCCCAAUUGGAUGUACCGCUACGUGACCGAUCCUCGCUUCCAGGAAUUAUUCCAAUGGGCCCCAAUCCUCGCCGGUAUUGUCCAGACCCUGCUGUACUCGGAUUUCUUCUACAUUUAUUACAAUAAGUACGUCAUCAUGUCCAUCCAACUAGUCUAA
Molecule: messenger RNA, 663 nt
Organism: Penicillium angulare
Lineage: Eukaryota; Fungi; Ascomycota; Eurotiomycetes; Eurotiales; Aspergillaceae
Exons: 4
Coding region: 1-663 (220 amino acids)
Biological process (GO): protein retention in ER lumen; endoplasmic reticulum to Golgi vesicle-mediated transport
Cellular component (GO): endoplasmic reticulum; membrane; cis-Golgi network
Molecular function (GO): ER lumen protein retrieval receptor activity
Source: RefSeq, a predicted model, not a curated record